GCCGCUUCGUCUUUGUCUGAGUUCGCGCCUGGAACGCACUUUAGAAACGUGAUAGAUGACAGUACCUGUAAACCUGAAAAGGUUACCAAGGUGAUCCUCACCAGUGGCAAGCACUGGAUCGCAGUCGAAAAAGAACGUGACGAGCGUGGUCUUAGAGAUACGGUAGCGAUAAUUCGUCUCGAGAGCCUUUGUCCCUUCCCCGUGCAGGAUCUGCGGGAAACACUUCAACGGUAUCCGAAGGCAACGAGUGGGUUUUAG
Ostertagia ostertagi is the source of this 258-nucleotide messenger RNA. The record is from the annotation of a GenBank genome assembly. NCBI's taxonomy places the organism in Eukaryota, Metazoa, Nematoda, Chromadorea, Rhabditida, Trichostrongylidae.